Meloidogyne enterolobii is the source of this 1161-nucleotide messenger RNA. Lineage: Eukaryota; Metazoa; Nematoda; Chromadorea; Rhabditida; Meloidogynidae. The record is from the annotation of a GenBank genome assembly.
AUGAAGGAAUCUAAUGGUUCUUCAAAAGUUUCUCGUUCUGUUGUGAUGGAAGAAGGUGAAAUUGUUGAAAGUAAAAAAGAGAUAAAACAAUCAAAGGAUUCCAUUGCCAUGCCUCCCCCAGAUCAGACAAAAUGGAAAAAACCGAAAGUUAAUGUUGAUGUAAAAAUGUUGGAUAUAUUAGCUGAAAAGAUUAAAAAGAGAGAAGAGGAGGAGGACGAGGAAGAAGAAUUUCUUCCUACCAAUGUCGCCCCAAUACAAAUAGAAGAUGACGAUGCUAGUGAAGAAUUAAACGCAAUUUUGGCCAAAGCUCGUUUACUAAAAAAUUCUGAAAAAAUGGUUAAAAAAGAGGUUACUUAUUUUGCGUCAGACAGCAGUGAUGAUGAAGAUAUGGAAGAACAAAAAAAUUCGAAUGCAAUAAUUUUUGACGCCACAUCAGAAAAAUACAAAGCUAUAGGGGGUGGAGGUUAUGGAAAUGAUCAACAAAUGAACAAAAAAAUUGUAAAAACUGAAAUUGAGGAAGAAAUGGAAAUUGGGAGUGAAAUAGCUUCGAGUAGUUUGAAAAAAGAAUUUUUAAAAAGGAGAAGAACUGAUAGUGGGUCUAGUGGAGAAUUUGAAAGAAUGGAUGAGGAGAGAGAUGGGGAUGGAUCUGAUAGUGAUGAGGAAAAAUAUUCAGCAACCAAAAAUUAUUCAAAUAUUUUGGGAGAAGAAAAGGAUGUUACUAAAGGUGUAGCAGCAAUGUUGAAACUUGCUGGACAAAAGGGAUAUUUAGAAUCUGGUAACAAAAAACGUCAUGGAGAAGGGUCUCUAAAACAUUUGGAAAGUAAAAGAUACUCAAAAGUCGAGCAAGGACGUUAUGACAUUGAAGACAAAACUAUGAGGAAAUUGGAAAGGAUGGGGACUACGGGGACUGGUCCAACAAGGCCAUUUCCUGAGAAGACUGAUUACACUCCUAAGAUUGAAAUAAAUUAUUCCGACAAAUCUGGGCGUGUUUUAGAGCCAAAAGAAGCAUUUCGUGUAUUAUCUUGGAAAUUCCAUGGAAAAGGUCCUGGAAAGAAACAAGGGGAAAAACAUAAAAUGAAGGUGGACAAGAGGGAGAAAUUGAAGAAAAUGAAUUCGCAAGACACUCCUUUGGGUAAAUAUUCUUAUAAAUCCUCGCUAUAA